Symbiodinium natans is the source of this 1278-nucleotide messenger RNA. The record is from the annotation of a GenBank genome assembly. NCBI's taxonomy places the organism in Eukaryota, Dinophyceae, Suessiales, Symbiodiniaceae.
AUGCCACGACGAUUAAGGGGCACGACGCCAACAGCGUUGUGCCUUGCUGCUUUUUUCUACAUUUGCGUCGCACGCCUGUCCGGCUGGAUUUGGCAGUUGGCAAGCAAUGACCUCAGCGACCCAUCUACGGAUGCCUUCUCGCUGAUGUUUCCCAAGUCGUAUCGUGGCAUCCCUAUCUCGACUGGCACUCGAACCACGAUGCUCAGUUGGAGCAUGAUCUGGCAUGACUGCUCCAUCAUGAUGAUCUUUGCAACCGUCGGAUAUGCCGUGUCCUACUCACAGCAGCGAUGGCUUUGCGUUCCGCAUGUGGUCGAGGAGCAUGUGCCAAAUCCCCCUAGCCCCCAGAGCGGAGCAUUGCUGGCAGCUGGGCUCUAUGGUGCAAACAUCGCCUACAAUGUGAUCAACAAGCGACUGCUCCUUGCACAUCCGCAUCCCCUCCUCAUCACUGGCGUCAACUUGGCCUCAUCGUCUGUUUGCGCCAUCCUGUGCUGGGUCUGCGGGCUGAUACGUUGGCCUGGGCGGAUGAGUCUCGACUUCUACUUGCGCUUGUUUGGGCUCGCCAUUUUCCAUUGGGGAGGGAUGCUCUUUUCCAACGUAUCGGUCUCCGAAGUCCACAUCUCCUUUACUCACACAGUGAAGGCCGCCGAGCCAUUCUUCACCGCUCUUUUCACGGCCCUGCUCAUAGGGACGUGGCCCUCGCUCCGUGCGUGGGCAUCUCUUUUGCUGGUCAUUGCUGGUAUCGUUGUGGCUUCGACGGCGGAGAUUUCGUUCACCUGGACAGGUUUCUGGGCAGCUAUGGUCUCAAACUUCUGCGUCUCGCUCAGGACUGUGCUGACCAAAAAGAGCAUGGACAAUCACAUCAUGGAUCCGCUGAACUUCAUGGCGCACCUUCAGCUGUCUGCCUGCCUAGUUUCCCUGCCAGCUGCUUUGCUCUUCAACGUGCACGCAGUGCGCGAGCUCGCCGAAGAUACCAUGGCUUGGCCACUUGCGGCCACGAUCGGGCCAUUAGUCUGGAUUUUCAACGUGGCUUCCAUCAUCAUCCUGGUCCACACGUCCACAGUGGUGCACUCGAUGGUUCGGUCCAUGCGAAGACCGCUCCUGGUACUAGCAUCGAUCAUCACGUUUGGGACGAGAAUAACUCCCUUGAAUGCGUUUGGGAUCUUGAUUACGCUGCUGGGCGCGCUAUGGUAUCGCUUCGAGAUCGACUUGGGCAACCGAAAGGUCACUUCGGCUCCCCAAGUUCUAGGCCCCCAAGGAAGCCUUGGCUCUGCCAUCUGA